Elgaria multicarinata webbii is the source of this 2702-nucleotide messenger RNA. Its product is annotated as cytochrome P450 2C19-like. Gene Ontology annotation, biological process: xenobiotic metabolic process; epoxygenase P450 pathway. Gene Ontology annotation, molecular function: heme binding; arachidonate epoxygenase activity; iron ion binding. Lineage: Eukaryota; Metazoa; Chordata; Lepidosauria; Squamata; Anguidae. The record is from RefSeq and is a predicted model, not a curated record. The coding region runs from base 4 to 1488 and encodes 494 amino acids. Gene Ontology annotation, cellular component: cytoplasm; intracellular membrane-bounded organelle. The transcript has 9 exons.
GCUAUGGAGCCUUUGGGGACGCUAACGUUGUGCCUGGCAUUCGGUCUCUCUUGCCUUCUGUUCCUUGCACUCAGGCACAGGAAACCGGGAAAUGAGAACCUGCCACCUGGCCUAUUUCCUCUGCCCAUCGUAGGGAACCUUCUGCAGCUGAAGACGAGCAAGUUGCCUCAAAACCUCCACGUGCUCAGUGAGAAGUAUGGGCCUGUGUUUACGCUGUAUUUCGGAGCAGAACGUGUCGUGGUGCUGUACGGCUAUGACGCAGUAAAAGAAGCCCUGAUUGACCGAGGAGAUGAAUUUGCAGCCAGAGGAAGCCUGCCAAUAGUUGAUAAAUUAACCAAGGGGCAAGGAAUUAUAUUCAGCAAUGGAGAGAGAUGGAAGCAGAUACGACGUUUUGCCCUCACCAUUCUACGCAACUUUGGGAUGGGAAAGAAAAGCAUUGAGGAGAGGAUCCAGGAGGAAGCGCAGUGUCUGAUGGAAAGCUUCCGGGACACACAUGGGAUUCCCUUUGAUCCAACCUUUCUGCUCAGUUGUGCUCCCGCCAAUGUCAUCUGUGCCAUUGUCUUUGGGAAACGAUAUGAGUAUAUCGACAACAGGUUUCUAGCACUUAGGACCUUAACAAACAACAAUUUCCAGCUUUCAAGCUCUAUUUGGGGACAGCUCUACAACUUCUUCCCCUCUGUCAUGGAAUACAUCCCUGGGCCUCAUCAUCGACUGAUGGAAAACCAUCUAUUACAGAUGGCGUUUGCUUCAGAGGAGAUUAAAGAGCACAGGGCUACAAUGGACCCCAGCACACCUCGGGAUUUUAUUGAUUGCUUCCUUAUUAAAAUGGACGAGGAGAUACAUAAUGAGGCCUCUGUGUUUAGCACUGACAAUUUGGCUUACGCCACACUUGACUUGUUUGAGGCAGGGACUGAGACAACCAGCACUACACUCAGAUAUGGGCUCUUGAUUCUCCUGAAAUACCCAGAGAUACAAGAGAAAGUACGCAAAGAAAUUGACCAAGAAAUUAGCCGAACACGAAGACCUUGCAUGGCAGAUCAUGGACGGAUGCCAUACACAGAUGCUGUUAUUCAUGAGAUCCAGAGGUUCAUCUCCUUCAUUCCAAUUAAUGUUCCCCAUGCGGUGCUCAAAGACACUCCCUUCAGGCAAUAUAUCAUCCCAAAGGGCACCACCAUAUACCCUGUACUGAACUCGGUGCUGCAUGACAGCAAAGAAUUUCCAAACCCUGAAGAAUUUGACCCAUGGCAUUUCUUGCACAAAGAUGGCACCUUCAGGAAGAGCAACUACUUUAUGCCCUUCUCAGCAGGUAAGCGGAUUUGCGUGGGAGAAGGCCUGGCCCGCAUGGAACUCUUCUUGUUCUUGACGACCAUAUUGCAAAAUUUCACACUGAAGCCUCUCACUCACCCCAAGGACAUCGAUAUCACACCUCGUUUAAGCUUCUUCUUGAACUACCCUCCGUCUUAUAAAUUCUGUGCUAUCCCACGCUGAAAAGCUUGUCUCAGGACUGCAUGGGGAAGCCAUACAACCCAGCAGAGAUGUCAUCCUAAAUUCCUUGACUUUGUUUUGUGGAAGGGGCUCUUGUCCUGAAAGCCCAACGAAGUGGUAGAAAUACUCCAGACUGGCACUCAAAUGGACAGGAAGCCACAGCUUUAGAAAUGCACAGCAAAUCUCAAUCAAGGUCCCAAACUGAGCAUUGAAGGAAAGUUUGGAGAAUUUCAGCAAGCUCGAUUAUCUUUUAUUCUCCUGUCCCUACAAGAUCAAAUGAAAUGAAACUGUCGCUAUCUUCUUCCAAACUAAAGUAAUACUACAAAAAGGGCAAAUCACCCAGGAAAUAUUAUUUCUGGUCCUUUAAAAUAAUUCACUUCUAUACCAUUUCUAUUUCAAUGCUAACUGUUUUCUAAAAGAUCUUAAGACAAAGCAUGUAUUUUAUAACAGUUUAAAAUACUUUUCAUAGAAGAACAGGGCAGUUUGGCAUUCAUGAUGCAUUAAGUACCAUAUUUGCAAUACAGAAUAAUAAGCAGGAAGUCUGGGGCCAUUGCUAGACCUAAGGUUUAUCCCUGGAUCGUCCAGGGUCAAACCUGUUCAUCUAGGUGACACACAGGGGAUCCAGUGCUCAGGCAGGGGCGAACCCUGGAUGAUCCCAGGAUAAACCUUAGGUCUAGCUGUGGCCAGAUUAAUUCAAUUUAUUAACCUUAUUUUUUUCCUCUUCCAUUGAGCUAUAGAUCUGGAAUGGACUUCAGAUAUUUUUUCUAUUCAGCCCCUGUACUACAGAAUGUAACUACAGCAUCCCUCAUGUGUGACUUUUCAAUCUCUUCUUACAUACUAGAGUUGUGCACAAGUGGCCACUGCAAAUUCACCACUGUAUUUGUGGGCAGAGAAAUUGGGGGAACAAUUCCACCAAUUAAAGGCAAAGGCAAAAAAACAGAUUUGUAUACACAAUACUAUGCUUUUAUUUCAUAUACAAAUCAGGGAUGUCAGCAGCAACACGAGUCAAAGCCUUUCUUCAGAUCAAGGGAAAGAGAUUAAACAUAAUAUGCUUUUAUGAAGAAAUGGAAAGCAACUCUCCAUGCACCAAAUAGAUUCCAAACUUAUCUUUGUUUGUAAAAUAAAGGGAAAGCAUACUGUAUUUUAUGUGUACUAACCUCUGAUGACCGGUCUCUGUGCCCUUCUCCCUCAUCCCACGGAGCCAACCCACAUUAUGG